GGUUGGACUGGAUGAUCUUGGAGGUCUUUUCCAACCUUGGUGAUUCCGUGAUUCUAAGUAAUGUAAACAGAAGUUCACCUUAAUUAUUUUCCAGUUUGAAAAAUCAUUCUUAACUUGAAGCAAGCAAUGUUUCAUUUCCUUGUUUUUCUCAUUCUCUCCCUACAGCUACAAAAAUAAUUAUUUCCAUGACAGGUGCCGAAAUUUUGCUAUGUGCCUCUCUCUCCCUUCAAACACACGCUCAGCAAUGCGUUCUGACAAUCGAUCAAAAUUAGUACAAUAUUAAUUUUCAACACAGUCUUCACAGACACUUUCACUUACCCAUCUCUGGGACAUCUAUUUGCUAUUCAAGUUGAGAAGUAGGAAUUAGGCUUCAUGGGGUUUCCUUUUCUCUCCCCCGAUUCUGAGUAGUUUCUACACUUAUCUACAGUCUACACACACCUCAGGCAUCCAAAAUUCAAGGUCACCCAUCACCUUCCCUCCAUUUUGAGGAUUCAUCUUUUAAUAUGAGAAUAAUACCUCAAGUUCAGCUUCUGCCUGAUACCAACAUUUCUAGGGGUGUCCCCUGCAAAGGCUCCCACAAUUCACCUUAUAACCCAGCUGACUGGGCACCAAGCUGAAACUGCAAAAUUACCCUGUAGCUUUAGUACAAGUUCUUACAGCCUAAAGCUACAUCCCAUUUCUUUGGCCAUCAGAGAAAUAAUUUUAUCACAGUGACUCAGUUUCUCCAUCUGUAAAAUGAGUGUACUAAUGCAUAUGCAAACCCUAAUAAUAAAAGCUACCCCUGGGCUCAUGUAAGGGCCAGACAUGGAAGGGAGAGCAUCUUUUGGGUCUGGGCUGCUUGUCUGAAGAAACGCUGCAUAGCUAGAGAUCUCCUUCACCAGUUGGGUGAGUAGUUGGGUGAGUUCAAUACUUCUUUCUGUAUAUGGCCACUAACCUACCUGCAAAUACUCUGCUUAGUGUUGCCAAGAAUCUGUCAGAAACAGUUUCACUGCUCUGUGAACAGAACAGGGUCACAGUGAGCACUGCAAGCAUGUAAAGUGUGUUUUUAAGUCUAUAAAUCUAAAAGACUGUCAAAGACAUUUGAAACUAAUUAAAUUAGUUAAGCUGGUGUAUGUCAUGGCUUCAGUGUAUGCCCUGUCACUGUUCUCAUAGGUACAAUCUGUGGAAGAGAAUCAAUGGUAACACUACUAGGAUGGAUCAAGAAGAAAUGCAUAAAAACACCUGCAAAGCAUUUAAUCAUGCUCCCUUUCUUAUAACUGGGACUUGGGGUGGUGUUUUCUUUGGAGAAGGAUCAGGUUUAACCAGUGUUUUCAGGCUGGAAGAAGGAUGAGGCCAUACUUGCGCCUAUAUGUAGGAAGAGCUCAACACAGAAACGUCUUGUUAAUUGCAGUAAGAAGGCUUGAUAGUAAGCAAAGCUUAAUAGAUUUAUUCCAGGGAAGCAGAGGAACAAGAGUAAGAAGGGUCAGUAGUCCUCAUACUUUAUGGUCAUGAAAUGAAACUGUUCUACCUUUUGACUUAUGGCCCAGUUUUUCUGCUCCAGAAGUGAAAUUGCAGCUAUGCAGUCAUGCUCACUAGUCAAUUCUGGGACACGUAUCAAACUUGCAUGCAGAACAGCUUGACCCAGCACAAACUAAAGGCUAACUUCUGGAUGUAAUAGUACCACACCAGCAUGUGAACAGUUGAGCUCCUAACGUCCUAAAGUGUAAGCAACAAUUAGUAAAAGGAUGACGUCUGCAAGUAUGUACAAAGAAAGCCUUCCUAAUGCCUGCAGCUAGGAUGAAUAGGAUGAACAAAACCACCUGGGGACAGAGAACAUCUCACCACACAAGGCGUGCAACCCAGUGGCUUCUUUCAGCAGGCUUCUGCAAUGGGCAUCUUCAGGGCUGCUUACAGAAGACCGAAUCUUCAAUCAAGGUCCAGAUGCCUUUCUUUGAGUAGCCUCCUAAUGACCUCAGCAAAUGUAUCGAGAAAUGGCAUUACUCACUGGGAAUGCAGAUCCUGCGUUCAGCUCCUACUCCUUCAAUAAGUUGGAAAACUUGUGUGAAGUGCAAACCAAGAAAGGAUUUUUCUACAGAAAGGCCAAACUUUUGCACUCUGAUGAAGACUUGUGCUACUUAGCACACCUGGAUGACCGGACCAGAUUUGUGAUCAUCAAUGUAGGUGGUAUCAAAUACAAAAUUCCGUGGACCACUUUGGAGAACUGCCCUUUGACCAGGCUUGGGAAGCUAAAGUCUUGCAACAAUUAUGAUGACAUCCUAAACAUCUGUGAUGAUUACGAUGUGACAUGCAAUGAAUUUUUUUUUGACCGUAAUCCUAGUGCCUUCAGGACGAUCAUGACUUUCUUGACAGCUGGGAAGCUGAGACUUCUCAGGGAGAUGUGUGCUCUUUCUUUUCAGGAGGAGCUUGUGUACUGGGGGAUAGAAGAGGACCACCUGGAGUGGUGCUGUAAAAAGAGAUUGCAGCAGAAAGAGGAGGAGGCAGCUGAAGCCAGGAUGUAUGAAGGGGAGAUGAUGUGUAGUGAAACUACUCAAUGUGCCUUCCAGGACAAUAACUGGUUGAGUUUGUGCAUGAGAAAUCUCAGGGAUAUGGUGGAGAACCCCCACUCAGGGAUUCCAGGGAAGAUCUUUGCUUGUAUUUCAGUCUCUUUUGUUGCCAUCACUGCAGUCAGCCUCUGUAUCAGCACCAUGCCAGAUGUCAGAGAAGAAGAAGAUCGGGGUGAAUGUUCACAGAAGUGCUAUGACAUCUUUGUGCUGGAGACAGUGUGCGUGGCUUGGUUUUCAUUUGAGUUUCUCCUGCGUUCCAUCCAGGCAGAGAACAAGUGUGCUUUCCUGAAAACUCCGCUCAACAUCAUCGACAUCCUGGCCAUCUUGCCUUUCUAUAUCUCUCUCAUUGUGGAUAUGGCCUCCACAAAAAACAGCAGCAAGCCUGGUGGGGGAGCAGGGAACAAGUACCUGGAACGUGUGGGCCUGGUGCUGCGCUUCCUGCGGGCCCUGCGCAUCUUGUAUGUGAUGAGACUGGCAAGGCACUCACUGGGGCUGCAGACUCUGGGGCUCACUGUGCGCCGCUGCACCAGGGAGUUUGGGCUCCUCCUGCUCUUCCUUUGUGUUGCCAUGGCCCUCUUCUCACCGCUGGUGUAUUUGGCUGAGAGUGAACUGGGAGCCAAGCAAGAAUUCACAAGCAUCCCUACUAGCUAUUGGUGGGCUGUGAUCUCCAUGACCACUGUUGGCUAUGGAGACAUGGUGCCUCGUAGCAUCCCCGGCCAGGUGGUGGCUCUGAGCAGCAUCCUGAGUGGCAUCCUCCUCAUGGCAUUCCCAGUCACUUCCAUCUUCCACACCUUCUCCCGUUCCUACAGUGAGCUAAAAGAGCAGCAGCAGCGAGCAGCAAGCAGGCAAAUGCACCAGCUGGAAGAAAGCAUGAAACUCGCCGGUGGGGGCAGUUCCCAGUGGAUCACUGCUGCAUCCCCUCCAGGUGCUGCCAGGGAGGAUGGGCAGCCAGUGCUGAACCAGGAAGCCAAGAGAAGUUGUUGACUUUCCGCAGCUAAAGAAGUGAGUUGGCUGCACAAGAAGCAGUGAACAUGAGGGGAAGGAUCAAUCUGCAAGCAGAACCCCCCCAAACUGCAUAUAUUAGGGACAGACACACACGAGUUUGUCCCUUAAGAGCAACUUUCGAUCUUAAGGGCUCACUGAAAAGUGUCCCUAGAAACUCUACCAAAUACAGCUUUGCUCCAUUGCUAACUGUAGGGCAGCUCUUUUCUCUUGAGCACCUGCUUUUGUGAGUCCCUGGGAGCAGCCAGCCAGGAGGCCAUAAGGGAGCACAGAGGGUGGCUAGGUGCUGCUGCUGGGGCAGUGAGUGUGCCACCUCCUCCCAGCUCCACCACUGCCUGUGACACUCCUCCUGUGCACCCCACACCCUGAAAGUCUGUUCCAGCAGCCCUGCCACGGAACCCAAGGAACGCCAACCUCAGACAACCAAAAGGAUGAGGAGAUGAGGAGGACAGAAGAAUCCCUUCAGCUUUCCAAGGGGCUUGAUUUGAUCUCAUAGAAAUAAGCACUAUGGUCUGGGCUGCCAGCUACCAGCUCCAACUUGUGCUGUUGCUCAGUAUGCAUUAUUUAGUAGAUAUGUGUAUUUACCACAGCAAGCUUUGUGUCUUAGCCCCAUGACAGGAAUAUAUAGAGACAAUCUUCCUGACUAUGGUACUGAAUGUUAAAUUGUUGGGUUCUUUUUCUUUGCUCACUGUAGAAUAUAACAAAUACCUUUAGAAAUCACUUUUCUCCAUCUUCUUUUAAUUCUUUCCAUCUCAAAAACAUAUUUAACAGAUGAAUAAGCCGCAAAUACACGCAGCCCAAGAAGGGGAGGGCAAUACUAAGUCAGCAGUAGCUUCCAGCUCUGCAUGAUCUUCCCUGGCGGUGCUGUCGGUGAUUGCAGCCAUGUCAAACAGGGCUGGUCCAGGAUGCAAGAAGUCAGUGUAACUCCUCCAGUGGGCUCCGGUCCGAGCUGCAGCGCAGCAGCUGAGACCUGCAUUAGUUGUUCUUUUCUCCUACUAAGAAGACAUUCCUCUCAUCUGAAGAUUAGAAUUAUUAUUCUGGCUGUUCCUCUCAAUUUUCCAAACAAAUGCAGUCACUUGAAAGGGAAAAUGAAUCAUAUGGUAGCAUCCGCAUGUUUGCUUACUGAUGCCGUUCCCACGAGUUCUGCAGUACUCUAAUGUGCAGAUUCAUGCUCAGAGGAGCUGUGCAGCUGGCCUCUGUCAGCACACUGCAUGCAGCUCAAAGGACUCUUACUUUCAGGGAGGAGAAGAUGGAGCACAGUUGCCUCCUGUGCCUACACCUCUGUUGGUAUUAGCAGAGCUGUAGAACCAACCAUGGUGUCACCUUCCUGUUCGCCUCUUGCCAGGAAGGGAGCAAGAGCAGAUGUAUUAAAGGUGGGAUUUGUUGGGUUUUGUCAGCUUAUAUUAUAAUGCCUACCCUACACUAGCAAACCUCUGUACUGAGCCGUUCCUUAUAGGAAUGGAGCAAGGGAAAAUAAAUGUCACACUUUAUUUUAAUAAAAAGUGGAACCUUUGUUGCCGAA
Coturnix japonica (Japanese quail) is the source of this 5067-nucleotide messenger RNA. RefSeq names its product potassium voltage-gated channel modifier subfamily G member 2 (gene KCNG2). The record is from RefSeq and is a predicted model, not a curated record. Gene Ontology annotation, cellular component: membrane; voltage-gated potassium channel complex. Gene Ontology annotation, biological process: action potential; potassium ion transmembrane transport; protein homooligomerization. Lineage: Eukaryota; Metazoa; Chordata; Aves; Galliformes; Phasianidae. Gene Ontology annotation, molecular function: protein binding; voltage-gated potassium channel activity.